Messenger RNA from Gigantopelta aegis, 763 nucleotides. Its product is annotated as coatomer subunit zeta-1-like. The record is from RefSeq and is a predicted model, not a curated record. Gene Ontology annotation, biological process: intra-Golgi vesicle-mediated transport; retrograde vesicle-mediated transport, Golgi to endoplasmic reticulum; intracellular protein transport. NCBI's taxonomy places the organism in Eukaryota, Metazoa, Mollusca, Gastropoda, Neomphalida, Peltospiridae. The transcript has 8 exons. Bases 72 to 626 code for a protein of 184 amino acids. Gene Ontology annotation, cellular component: COPI vesicle coat.
UGUUAUUUGAUCCGCUUUCCAGUUAAACAGAGUGUGGACCGGUUUAUCUACUCCACGUCAGAAAACACAACAUGGAUGGUGGGAUAUUGGAACCGUCACUCUAUUCAGUGAAGGCUAUUGCUAUCUUGGACAAUGAUGGAAACCGACUCGUUUCAAAGUACUAUGAUGAUACUUUUUCCACGGCUAAAGAACAGAAACAGUUUGAGAAGAACCUGUUUAACAAGACACACAGAGCUAACGCUGACAUCAUUAUGUUUGAGGGACUGACGUGUGUGUAUAAAAGCAAUGUUGAUCUGUUUUUCUAUGUUAUUGGUUCGGCUCAAGAAAAUGAAUUGUUACUGUCCAAUGUGUUGAAUGGCCUGUACGAUGCUGUCAGUCAGAUUCUGAGAAAAAACACAGAGAAACGAGCUCUUCUGGAAAACAUGGAUGCUGUGUUUUUAGCAGUUGAUGAAAUUUGUGAUGGAGGUAUUGUGUUGGAAGCUGAUCCAUCAGCGGUUGUCCAGAAAGUGGCCAUUAAAACUGAUGACAUUUCCCUCGGAGAGCAGUCUGUAACUCAGCAAAUAACUCGGAAAAUUGAGGUUCUUCAGUCUGCAAAGGAACAAAUCAAGUGGUCCCUACUAAAAUGAGAGAUUUCAUUGUCACUUCUUCAUUGGAAUUGGAAUCCGAUCUCACUGCAACUCUGCCUUCGUCUUCAGAGCUAUAAUAAGUGUUGAUACGGGAGAGAUAGUUGACCCCCCUCUCAAUAUGAAAAAACUACCAUUUC